AUGUACGAAGGGAUUGACAACCUGAAAUCCCUUUACGACCGUGCCGGGAAGACUUUCUCCGGCGGUCCUUCUGCGGCACAGGAUGUGUCGCGUCGUACUGCUCGACCAGACCCAGUACGUCAACCAUCAAUUGGGAGCGGGGCUCCCAAGAAUCCCAGGACGGGGGAUAGCCGCGCCACCGGGCGAGGUAACUCGUCCGACGUCCGUUCACGUCGCGGUGGUUCAACAGCUGCUCUACUAGAUAGCGCUGGCCACCGCGAGAGUCCUCUAAUGGAGGUGGAGGAGGAGGAAAGACGCUCUCCACACGAUCAUGUGGAUCGGUGUGUUCCCGAGAGCUUCUUUGAUCGCGUAACGCAAGGGUUACGCGACGAUCUCGAGCAUGAGCGGAAUAGGCGUCUCCAGAUGGUGGACACUGCCUCGAAGCAUCGAGCUGAGUUUGCCUUUGCUCAGCUUGAGAACGAGAGAUCUCUGACAUCUCUUCGUGACGAGCUAAGGGUAGCUCGUGGGAUUGUUGAUCGGUCUCGGGCUGAGAUAACUGCUCUUCAGACCCUUGUUGAUGCCCACCAUCGGGAGCACAAGGCUCUCUGCGAGAUGCUUGAGCGCAAGGGCGUUCUUCAUCGGAAGAAGCAGCGUACUGAUGGUACGGCUUAA
Messenger RNA from Peronospora matthiolae, 651 nucleotides. NCBI's taxonomy places the organism in Eukaryota, Oomycota, Peronosporomycetes, Peronosporales, Peronosporaceae. The record is from the annotation of a GenBank genome assembly.